This is a messenger RNA of Brassica napus (rape), 2585 nucleotides long. RefSeq names its product F-box/LRR-repeat protein At2g43260-like. The record is from RefSeq and is a predicted model, not a curated record. The coding region runs from base 745 to 1356 and encodes 203 amino acids. The transcript has 2 exons. Lineage: Eukaryota; Viridiplantae; Streptophyta; Magnoliopsida; Brassicales; Brassicaceae.
AUCUCUGGGAAGAUUCAAAAGUGUGUCAAAAGGAUGGAAAUCGACACUGGAAUCAAAGAGGUUCGUGGAGAGGCACCUGAAUUUUCAAAAAUCAACCCCGAAAAUCCUGACCGCUUACAACUGCGACUGCGGCGUCUCGCCCAGUCUCCUCCGCGAAUCUCGACUAGAAGAGGGCGAAGAGUUAUUCUCUUUGCACUGCGACGCGACAAGACCGUCGAUGAGUUGCGACGGUUUGGUCUGCACCCCCGAAGAAGAGUGUGUAAACGUUUUGAACCCCUCGACGGGACAACUCCAGCGGUUUCAUUCCCCUCCCCUCGUGAGCCGCCGCACUAACUCCACGUUUACGAACGGUACGUAAUCUUCUAUUAUGUCAUGUUCAAAAGCAUAACUGGUCUUGAGAUUUAUGUAUAUCGAAACAAUUACUGUAUAUGAAUAUUGUUUAGGGCAUCAUGAUUUUAUACGAUAAUUUUAGUUGUACGUAACUUUUUACAAAAGUUUAUAAGACAAAAUUUUAUUUGAGCUUAUGGCAUUAUGAAAAUUUUAUCUCAGACAGGCACAAUGUUUUAAAUAGUUUGAAAGAGUAGAUGAUCUAUAUAUGUAACACUUAAAAUUUGGAAGUCAACGCGAAUGUUUCAUCUGGAGUUCUAGAGUUUAAAUUUUAUAUACAUUUUUAUCUACUUGAUGGUUACAUUAUAAUUUAAAAUUUCAGGAACAUGGACGACUUAUUUCCCCGGGUAUUAUGCGAUGGGAUUCGGUAGAGAAAAGAUCAAAGGUCACUACAAAGUAGUGAGGAUAUCCGGUGAUCCUAACUAUAGCGACACUCUUGAUGUCAGCACUGGUGAAUGGCGUACACUUUGGAAACCACGUCGUUACAAGGUUGAUGUCGGACGUAAAUCAGCUUGUGUCAAAGGAACAAUCUACUGGUUACGAAUUAAGAGUCAUGGUGUCAAGGAUUCAGUAUACUCGAUACUAGCCUUGGAUCUCCACACGGAAAAGUUCCAUUACGUUCAAUGUCCUCCUCUUCCCAAGGGCAUCAUGCUUGAAGCACAGAUUGACAACGUUGGUGAUCGUCUAGUCAUAACCAUGCCGGAAAGGAACUUUUUUGGUGGAUUGGAGCUAGGGAUAUGGACUAUGGAUGUUGGUCAAGAAGAAACAUGGAGCAAGACUCACUCCAUAAGUUUAUUAGGUAUCAAGCCAGACGUGGUGUCUAGGUCAUUUACGCCCUUGAGUGUAUCUAACCAAGGGAAUGUUGUCUUCUAUGACGACAAGAUCGAAGAGGUUGUUCAAGUAUUAUCAAGACACAGACCAACUCCGUCCCUUCUCUUCAGACAUUUGUGCUAUAUGUCCUUACCUUGAGAGUUUGGUCCCACUUCAGCCUCAACAAGCCAAGUUCAGCACUAGAGUCACAUGCAUCCGCAUCCGCAUCCGCAUCCGCAGACCAACGGUAUUUUGAAAAAAAACUUAUAUUUUGAAACAAGAAAAUAUCUUUAACCACGGGGUGGUGGGCUAGUGGUCUUGAGGCAGUUUCCCCGCCAAUACGGACCCGGCUUCGAAACCCCUGUGGCCACUCGGGCCCUCUCUGCUAAUUCCUGGGGUGGAAAUUACGUGGCUGCUGCGGGUCUCGUGGGAUUAGUCGGUUGACCUCGGUCGCCGGAUCCCUACGGUUAAAAAAAAUAUAUAUAUAUAUAUCUUUAAAACAACUUAUAUAUUAUGAAAAUAUGUUUUAGAGCUUGUCAAGUGCAUCUCUUAGUUAUUUAAAAUAUUUUAUUCGUCUUACUGUUUUAUGAUUCGUAGGAUGAGAUUCAAUCAAGAAGAGCUGGCAAGUUUCUCCGUAAGGGAAUAUGUGAGAGAAUCCUUCAUAUGUUUUUAACUACAUCAUGAACAUUUACGUAUGGCUUUUGAUCAUGCGGUUUGUUAUUUAUAUGAAACAUAACAGAUGUAGGCGCUGCGUUAUGGAAGAACAAGUGGAUUGCUAUGUAUUUGAUCAUGUGUUGCUUCGGCACUCGUGGUGCUGUGUUUCGUGCAGCUAUGCUACUACUUGUCUGUUUGAUAUCUCGCUCUGGUUAUUUACUAUACAUCAUCGUGUUUAUAGUUCUGUUGAGGAUCUAUGCUAUCGUUAUGUGUGGGGUAACUUCUUUUCUCUCAACAAUCUUGUGAGUUCUUUAAUUUCACUGUCCUCUGCUUUGUAACUUUGAUACUCCAUAUCAUAUGGUAUCUCCUUCUUUUGCAGGUUAUAAUGUGUUCUCUUCUUAUAUUGAACAGAAGCGAUGCAUUACUAUAUGCUAUUCGGUGCCUUUCUAAGUUGAUAGAGUUCGAUUUUGCUUAAAAACUAACAGUGUUUGUUGGAAAGUUACAUUUCAUUUUGUUAAUUUUCUCUUGUUUAUUAUUUAUAGAUCUUACUUUCUGUGAAAUAUUUUUGUUCUUAUCUCAUAACAUUUGGUUUCCUAUCCAUGGACGUUCUCUCUUUAAAAAAAUAAAAAUAAAGAACCUUCUUGACGAAACGUCAGUUCUUUUUUUUUUUUGAAACUCAUUAAACCUCUCUAUUAAAAAACGUCAGUUAUUUAUGCUCCAGUUUAUUAAACCUC